Molecule: messenger RNA, 1396 nt
Organism: Penaeus indicus
Lineage: Eukaryota; Metazoa; Arthropoda; Malacostraca; Decapoda; Penaeidae
Product: macrophage mannose receptor 1-like
Exons: 8
Coding region: 117-1160 (347 amino acids)
Source: RefSeq, a predicted model, not a curated record
CUCACUGGUUCCUACCACCGUGUGAACAAAGCAUCUGAUGCCAAAGCUGGCCAUAGGCAGUAAAUGAAGGCGCACACAAGCAUUGCACCCCCGCUCGUCCUUCCCCGUCACUCGUGAUGAAGCUCUCGCUCUUUCUCGUCUCAACAGCUGGUCUGUGGGUGGCUGCCAAUGCAAACAGCGUAAACAACAAACAAACCAAGAAUGACGUGUGCACCCAUCCCUUCGUGGACAUCAACGGCCGCUGUCUGUUCGUCAACAACUUCGCCCAGAUGGACUGGGACGCGGCGCGCGCCUUCUGCGCCGGCUUCCAGGGCGACCUCGUCACGCUGGACGAAGCCAACCUGCUCGCUGACAUCGUCGACUUCAUCUACAAAGAAGGGCUGACGGAUCGCAGCUACUGGAUCGGCGGAAGCGCCGGCGCGCAGACGGGCGCUUUCGUGUGGCCCGACGGCAGCCUUGUCCGGAUGGGCACUCCCUGCUGGGGCGUCCUCGACAACAUUCAGCGGCCAGGGGCAGAGCCCAACGAGAAAUGCAUCGCUCUUAACAAAGACAAUUUCUUCUUUUUCGAUAAUUUCAACUGCGAAGGAGAAAUUUCAGUGAUAUGCGAGUACAAAUUUCAGAGAGAGAACCGAUGGGCGGAGGGUGGGUGUGCAACAAUGAAGUCCUCGGCUGUUUUCGUGUUUUUGGCAGCUGCCCUCUUGGGGAGCGAUGGGGCGACGGAGGCCGGAAGCCACGUGAAAACAGAUGUGUGCACCCAUCCCUUCGUGGACAUCAACGGCCGCUGUCUGUUCGUCAACAACUUCGCCCAAAUGGACUGGGACGCGGCGCGCGACUUCUGCGCCGGCUUCCAGGGCGACCUCGUCACGCUGGACGAAGCCAACCUGCUCGCUGACAUCGUCGAGUUCAUCAGCAAGGAAGGGCUGACUGAGCGCAGCUACUGGAUCGGCGGGAGCGACCGAGCGCUGGAGGGCGAAUGGACGUGGACUGACGGCUCUUCGGUGCGCAUGGGGACCCCCACCUGGGGCGCCAACGGCCAGAACCAGCAGCCGACGGGGGGGAGCGAAGAGAACUGCGUCGGCCUCGACAACGCCAACUUCUUCUUCUUCAACGACUUCCCUUGCGUCACCGCAAUGUCUCUCAUCUGCGAGCUCAAGCUGUAAUGCGUGGUCCGUCGCCUGAUUUUAGUGUCACAUUUUCAUCCUUGUUUCAGAUCUCCGAAGAUAAUGGACUUCGACUUUCUUCAUUUCUUUCUUCAUUUAUAUCUGCCAAGGUAAAACUAUUCAAGCUGUACAUGUCUUAAAGAAAGAACAGAUACGUACAUUUCCAAUGUAAAAGGCAUUAUAAAGGGAAUCUGUAUAAGUCUUCAUAUUCCAAUAAAAAAGAAUUCUAUACAGUU